AUCCUUUUCUACUGGCUCCUUUGAUCAUCUCCAAUGGUUCUGACCAGAGGUUAUUAACUAUUUAAACACCUCUCCCGCAAAAAAAAAUUGAUGAUCGGAAGUCCCGUCCGGAGCAGUCUGCAGCGGAGAUGGGUUCAAUGCUGUAUCUGUGCCUACUAACUAUCGCAACAAGAAGCCACAGUGCAGAGGUUGAGGAGAGGCUAAUGAAUUACCUUCUGGAUCCAGAAAGGUACAAUAAACUGAUCCGACCAGCUGUCAACAACUCUGAGCUGGUCUCUAUUGUCUUUCAGGUCUCACUGGCACAGCUCAUCAAUGUGAAUGAACGUGAACAGAUCAUGACAACAAACGUCUGGUUAAAACAGGAGUGGAAUGACUACCGGCUAUGCUGGGACCCGGAGCAGUUUGAAGGUAUUCGCAAGCUACGGAUUAACGCCAAGCAGCUUUGGCUCCCAGACAUCGUAUUAUACAACAAUGCUGACGGAACCUAUGAAGUCUCUGUGUACACUAACGCCAUUAUUUCCUAUAAUGGAAGUAUCUACUGGCUACCACCUGCCAUCUACAAGAGUGCCUGCAAAAUCGAAGUGAAACAUUUCCCCUUCGACCAGCAGAACUGCUCCAUGAAGUUCAGGUCCUGGACCUAUGACCACACUGAAAUCGACCUGAUCCCCAAAACCGAUGGUGCAAGCAUGGAUGACUUCACUCCCAGCGGUGAGUGGGACAUAUUGACACUCCCAGGGAGGCGAAACACAAAUCCACUGGACCCAACCUAUGUUGAUGUGACAUAUGACUUCAUCAUUAAAAGGAAGCCCCUCUUCUACACCAUCAACCUCAUCAUCCCAUGUAUCCUCAUAACCUCACUAGCCAUUCUGGUGUUUUACCUUCCAUCAGACUGUGGUGAGAAGAUGACUCUAUGUAUCUCUGUUCUACUCGCAUUGACUGUGUUCCUCCUGUUGAUUUCCAAAAUUGUUCCACCAACCUCCUUGGAUGUUCCAUUGAUUGGGAAGUAUCUGAUGUUCACCAUGGUGCUAGUGACAUUUUCUAUAGUGACCAGUGUUUGUGUGAUCAACAUUCACCAUCGCUCUCCCAGCACGCACACCAUGCCCCAAUGGGUGAAGAACAUUUUCCUGAAUAGGUUGCCUUCUCUCCUGUUCAUAAAGAGACCUCAAAACAAUUGGACUAAGCAAAAAUUAUACCAACACAGGAAAAGCAAUCUCUGCAAUGCCCAUGCAAGUCCAGAAGAGAGCAACAAGAACUUUGCUUUCUUUAUAAAUCCCACCUCCACCAAAGUUUAUGACUCUAACUUUAUGGAAGCAGCUGAUGCCUGCCAACAAGACCUAAGGCUGAGAACAUCCACAAAGCUCCCACCUGAAUUGCAGGACGCUCUCGACGGGGUGAAAUUCAUUGCGGAUCACUUGAAGAAUGAUGACGAAAAUCAAAACGUGACUGAAGAUUGGAAAUAUGUCGCCAUGGUGGUGGAUCGCUUGUUCCUCUGGAUUUUUAUUGUGCUUUGUGUUAUGGGAACAGUCGGAUUGUUUCUCCAGCCAUUUUGUCAGUCGCAGAAACAUUGAGCUUUGUUGGAUCUCUGCUGUGUACAUAAACAUGUAUUGUGCACAGAACUUUUUAAACAAUGACUGUUUGCACAAGGAAGGUGAACCAUCCCAAAGUGAUGUACGUGCUUCAAACACUCUCC
Molecule: messenger RNA, 1690 nt
Organism: Rhincodon typus (whale shark)
Lineage: Eukaryota; Metazoa; Chordata; Chondrichthyes; Orectolobiformes; Rhincodontidae
Product: neuronal acetylcholine receptor subunit beta-4-like
Exons: 6
Coding region: 129-1568 (479 amino acids)
Biological process (GO): nervous system process; regulation of membrane potential; monoatomic ion transmembrane transport
Cellular component (GO): neuron projection; postsynaptic membrane; synapse
Molecular function (GO): acetylcholine-gated monoatomic cation-selective channel activity; transmembrane signaling receptor activity
Source: RefSeq, a predicted model, not a curated record